AUGAAUAUUAUUUUGCUGUAUCUGGCUGUUUUUAAAUCUCCAGCUGCUCUCAAAACAUACUCAAUUGUAAUUGCAAAUUUUGCUAUCAGCGACUUUCUUGCUGCAGUUUCUUCAUUUUUCGUGGAACCAAGAAUCAUUCCGAUUGAAAAUACAAUAAUUCAAAUAAAUUAUGGAGUUUGUCACAAAACAGGAUAUAUUAAUUCGUGCUGGAUUGGAUAUAUCAUAAGUCUUCAUUUGUUUCUUCAUUCUGAACUUUCAUUGUUAUAUUCAUUUUAUUUUCGUCUAAACAUUUUAGGAAAUCGUAAAGCUCCACGUAAACCAAUAUUCAUAAUUUUAUCAUUAUUUAUUAUUUAUAUUCCAUCUUUAAUUGUCCUCAUUCUUCUUUCAUUUGGUAAUAUUAGUGAUCAAAAUGAUAUUUUUGGGCGUUUUAUGAAAAUCUUUCCGAAUGAAACUGGAAUUACGAAAGAGAUGGUAACUGAAAGUAUUGAUUCGAAUGUUGUUACAGUUGGAAUGUCUUGUCUGAAUUUUGCUCCAAUUUUUUUCUAUCCUGCAAUUCUUGUAAUCCGCAAAAAAAUCAUAAAACUUCUUGAUGAAUCAACAAAUCAUCUUCGAAAAGAAACAAAAUCUUUGCAUCGUCGUCUUUUAAAAUGUUUGACUUAUCAAGCAAUUCUUCCAAUGUUUACAGUUCUUUCUGUAUUCUUAUUUCUCAUCGAACAAUUUGGAGUGUUAUAUCAUCCACUUAUCGAAUAUUCUUCAACUUUAUGUUUGGAAAUAAUACCAGUGAUAUCCCCAAUUCUUUAUUUUUGGUAUGUUUCUCCUUAUCGACAAGCUAUUCGAAAAUUUUCCGGAAUGACAAGAGUGUCUGGAAGAUCAGAGAUCGAAAAAAGCACCGAAAAUUUGAAGGCAUUCGUAAUUGUUCGAUAA
Messenger RNA from Caenorhabditis angaria, 924 nucleotides. The record is from the annotation of a GenBank genome assembly. Lineage: Eukaryota; Metazoa; Nematoda; Chromadorea; Rhabditida; Rhabditidae.